AACUUUGUUUUGGCUAACAACACUGUUGCCGAAGUUCUAAAACAAAAUUUUCGCAAUAAAUUUUGAGAAAAUUACAAGCGCUGUAAAUUAAGUUAUCCGGAGCUUUGUUUUGUGUGCGUUAUUAGUGUAAAAUGCAAAAAUAUGAAAAAUUGGAGAAAAUCGGAGAAGGUACCUAUGGUACUGUAUUCAAAGGACGUAAUCGUGAGACCAUGGAAAUUGUAGCGUUAAAACGUGUCCGUCUAGAUGAAGACGACGAGGGUGUGCCGAGUUCAGCACUCCGAGAAAUUUGCUUACUUAAGGAACUGAAACAUAAAAAUAUUGUGCGUCUCUAUGAUGUCUUGCAUUCGGAUAAAAAGUUGACCCUGGUGUUCGAGCAUUGUGAUCAGGAUUUGAAGAAGUAUUUUGAUAGUUUGAAUGGAGAAAUCGAUAUGGCGGUUUGCCGUAGUUUUAUGUUGCAACUUUUACGUGGUCUAGCAUUCUGCCACAGUCACAAUGUGCUUCAUCGCGAUUUAAAACCACAAAACUUAUUAAUUAACAAAAAUGGAGAGCUAAAAUUAGCUGAUUUUGGUCUUGCUCGCGCAUUUGGUAUACCCGUCAAGUGCUACUCGGCUGAAGUAGUUACCUUGUGGUAUAGACCUCCAGAUGUGCUCUUCGGAGCAAAAUUAUACACAACCAGCAUUGAUAUGUGGUCAGCUGGUUGUAUUUUUGCUGAACUUGCCGAUGCUGGGCGACCAUUAUUUCCCGGAUCAGAUGUUUUGGAUCAAUUGAUGAAAAUCUUCCGUGUACUUGGCACGCCUACAGAAGAAUCAUGGCCAGGUGUAACUCAUUUAGCUGACUACGUGGCGCUUCCAUCUUUUCCGCCUAUUACAUCCUGGAGUCAAAUAGUACCGCGCCUUAAUUCCAAAGGUAGGGAUUUGUUACAAAAGCUUUUAGUAUGUCGACCAAACCAACGCAUUAGCGCGGAGCAGGCCAUGCAACAUCCUUAUUUCACUGAAAGUUCAUCAAAUCAUUAAAGAAAUAAGUUUAAUAUCUAUAAGUAUACUUACGUUAUUUAUUUAUGUUGCUGUAAUCGCUUCUAAUUGGCAAAAAAAAAAAUUAAUUUAGCUGUAACAAGUAUUUAUAAGAAUGUAUGGAGUGCAAGCAUCCCUCGCCCGGUUGUGCACUGGAUGAUGUUAAAUCUUAAGAUAAUUUCGAAAACAAAUCAAAAUGGUUGAACAAAAAAGCCGUCUUAGAUGUUUGUGUGAUGCGUUGUAAAAUUUAGUUGUUUAAUUUAUACUUAUAUUAUAUAUAUGUGUAUGUAUAUGUAAGAACGUAUGACAACUCAGUUUAAGAAUAUUUAUUCCAUUAUUUCUUUUUUAACCAAAUACAUGGGCUGUAUAUGCUUUAGCAAGAUCGAAAGUUGCAUUCAGAUUUACUGUUAUAUAAUUUAUAGUUUGUAUAUUUAAGUUUUAUUUAAAAUUGGAAAACAAUAUAAAAAUAUAAACUUCGAUUAGAAUUAACUAGUGAUUGAAUUAUUAAUAUUACAUAUACGUAUAUGUACUUAAAACUUACUUACUUACAUAUAUGUAUAUAUGUACUUAAAACUUACGUACUUAACGCCAAUAAAGAAGAAGAUAUGUACUUAAAUAUAAGCGAUAUUGCCAUUAUACCUCCUCUCCGAUGGGAGCGUUUACAAUUUUUGUAAAAUGAAGGUCUCUGAGAUUGAUGGAGAAUUACACUGUCCCAAUCAUAUUUAAAUAAAUACAAAGAACUAAA
This is a messenger RNA of Ceratitis capitata (Mediterranean fruit fly), 1755 nucleotides long. It is a transcript of the gene Cdk5, whose product is annotated as cyclin-dependent kinase 5 homolog. Gene Ontology annotation, biological process: synaptic vesicle transport; neuron apoptotic process; protein phosphorylation. The coding region runs from base 132 to 1013 and encodes 293 amino acids. Lineage: Eukaryota; Metazoa; Arthropoda; Insecta; Diptera; Tephritidae. Gene Ontology annotation, cellular component: nucleus; cytoplasm. The transcript is spliced from 4 exons. Gene Ontology annotation, molecular function: cyclin-dependent protein serine/threonine kinase activity; ATP binding. The record is from RefSeq and is a predicted model, not a curated record.